Molecule: messenger RNA, 1311 nt
Organism: Dictyostelium discoideum AX4
Lineage: Eukaryota; Evosea; Eumycetozoa; Dictyosteliales; Dictyosteliaceae
Exons: 1
Coding region: 1-1311 (436 amino acids)
Source: RefSeq, a predicted model, not a curated record
AUGAUUAUAUUAUCAAAUUAUUUACAAAAAUUAAUAAUUAAAUUAAUUUGUAAUUUUAUAAAUAAAAAAAAUAAAAAAAAAUUAUUAUGUAGUAUUCAAGAAUUUGAAAAAACCAAUGAAAUUAUUAAAAAAUUAAUUUUUAAUAUUUCAUUUGUAUCAAAAGAUUGGUUUUUAAUUGUUUCAAAUAAUAUUAAAACCAUUGGUGAUGUUAAUUGUUUAUUUAAUAUUUCAAAAGAAUGGUCAAUUUUUAAAAAAAAUAAUAUAGAAUCAAUUAGAAUACUUGAUAAUCAAUUAUUGGAAUUAUUAAAAUUAAAUAAAUUAAUUGAGGAGAAAUCAAUGGAAAAUUUAAAAAAAAUUAAAAUUAUAAAUUCAUUAUCUUCACCACUAUUUCUAUCAAUAAUUAGUAAAUUAAAAUUCAGUAAUAUUAAAAUUCAAUUUUUAAAUUUAAAUGAUUUAAAUGAUGAAUAUUUGAAAAUGUUUGAUAUCACUAAUAUAAAAUCAAUUUUCUUUUUAAGAGUUGAUAAUUGUUCAAAUAUAAUAAAUGUUUUAAAAAAUUUAAAACCAUUUAAAUCUAUUCCAAAACAUAUUGAAAUCGUUAGUCUAUUUAAUAGAUUCCCAUAUAAACAAUUAUUUUAUGAUAAUGAAUUUAAUUUAAAUAAAACUCAAUCACUUAAAACAUUUAAAUCCACAAAUGAGGAUAUAACAAUCGAAGAACUCUAUUAUAUCUUAUCAUCAUCACCAAAUUUAAAAUUUUUAAAUAUUGAUUUAUGUUUAAAUAAACUUGAUUUUUAUUUAAAUAAACAACCACAACAGCAAUUCUAUCCAUCAUUAGAAUGUGAUUGUAAUAGUAUAAUAUAUAAUGAUAAUGAGGAUGAAUCAUUUUUAUUUUAUUGGGAAUUAUUAAAAGAUCAAUUUCGAUAUCAUAAAAAUUUAAAUUCAUUAAGAAUUAAUAAUAAAUGUUCAACAGAGAAUUAUAAUGAAAAUUUAAUAUCAGAUUCAUCAAUUCCAAUUAUUGCUUGUUUAAUUUCAAAUAAUAAAUCAAUUAAAACUUUAAAAAUUGUAAAUUUCAAUUCAUUAAAUCUUUUAAAAUUUAUUCUUUUAAAUAAUGAUACAAUUAUUCAUUAUAGUGUUAGAUUAUUAAAUACAAAUUCUUAUCCAUUAAAUUAUUUUAAAAAUGAUAUUAAUGAAAUUAAUGAAAUUAUAACUUCAAAUGAUAAUUUAAAAAUUUCAUCAUUUAAAACUAAAAUUAUUCAAGUUAACCAAAAUGGAAUCACUAAUAAAGAAGUUUUAUAUAAUAUUACUAAAAAUUAA